AUGCACCAACAAUCUUCCUCCCCGCCAGAAAACAUACAACCACCGACUUCAGCAGCCACCCCCGACCAUGGAAGUCUGAGCAUAUCCCAGGACACCCACCCUGUUCUUUCCUCCAAUCUUGAUCCUCCCAAUGAAGAGUCAAAGUAUACGCCUGGGCUUUGGUCAUCCGGAGGCAGCACAACGGUCUCCCUCUCUAGCAAUCAAAUUGGAGAAAGCACAACAGUUGGCUCGGUUCUCACCCGCCACUUUCGAGCCAAUAUUGACACUAAGCAUACUGAUAUAGUCCUCAUAAUAUGUGGAUUUGUUGGUGGCCUGGUUGAUGGGUUGUCAUUCAAUGCAUGGGGAAGCUUCUCGAGUAUGCAAACAGGGAACACUGUUUUCCUAGCUCUAGGUCCUUCCGGCCAGCCUGCUUAUCCGGCAUACCUCUGGGCCAAGUCUCUCAUCGCUCUCAGCGUUUUUAUUGCCAGCAAUGUUUUCUUCAUUCACCUCCAUCGGAUACUAAGCCCACGACGCCGUUCAACAAUGAUUGUCUCGUUCACCAUUCAGACUUUGGCUCUCCUGGUGACAGCAAUCUUAAUUCAGCUUGGUGUCAUCUCCCCAAAGCCGGAAGACCCUCGUGCCCCAAUUGAAUGGAUGCAAGUUCUCCCGAUUUCCCUUUUAGCUUUCCAAGCUGGAGGACAGAUAUGUGCCUCCCGCAUUCUUGCGAUAGAUGAGAUCCCAACAGUGGUAUUGACAACGCUUUUAUGCGAUUUACUUGUCGACCCGAAGCUUACCGCAAAAUUCAACCCGAAACGAAAUCGAAGAAUAGGGGCUUUUCUGGCUUUAUUUCUUGGUGCAAUGACUGCAGGGGGUCUUUCAAAAGUCACCGGUAUGGCUUCAAGUAUAUGGUUUGCUAUGGGCUUGAAGCUAGCAAUCACAUUGGGAUGGGUUGUUUGGAAGCCAGAGGGAAGGAUGAAGAGAAACAUGGAUGUUUGA
Molecule: messenger RNA, 975 nt
Organism: Penicillium canescens
Lineage: Eukaryota; Fungi; Ascomycota; Eurotiomycetes; Eurotiales; Aspergillaceae
Product: YoaK family protein
Exons: 2
Coding region: 1-975 (324 amino acids)
Source: RefSeq, a predicted model, not a curated record